Molecule: messenger RNA, 1141 nt
Organism: Drosophila ananassae
Lineage: Eukaryota; Metazoa; Arthropoda; Insecta; Diptera; Drosophilidae
Gene: Non3
Product: ribosome production factor 2 homolog
Exons: 3
Coding region: 122-1066 (314 amino acids)
Biological process (GO): ribosomal large subunit assembly; maturation of LSU-rRNA from tricistronic rRNA transcript (SSU-rRNA, 5.8S rRNA, LSU-rRNA)
Cellular component (GO): nucleolus
Molecular function (GO): rRNA binding
Source: RefSeq, a predicted model, not a curated record
CCACUUCAACGCCUAUACAUUGAAACAGUUGGCAGCACCGUGCGGUUUCUCACACGUGCAUUUUCUUAACAAGUUGUUACUUUAUUUUCUUUGAAUUUUCUACAAAAACAAGGCACUAAGAAUGUCGCUUUUGCGUAUCAGGAAACCCAAGACCCGGAAGGGUAAAAAGGUUCUCUUGGCGAGGGAGCCACAGUUGAUUGAAUCCGCCCGCACUAUGCUGUUUUUAGAUGGUAGAAAGUGUGGAGGCAAUGUUAAGCUGUGCAUGAAGGAUCUUCAGUCGCUAAAAAAACCAUUGGUAAAGGUCCUUAAUAGGAAGAACGAUAUUACUCCCUUUGACGACCCCUCUUCUCUGGAAUUCUUAACAAUGAAAAACGAUGCCGCGCUGUUUUCAUUUGGUUCCACAUCCAAGAAGCGCCCCGACAACAUAAUUUUGGGCCGAAUCUUUGAGAACGAGGUACUGGACAUGUUCGAGUUGGGGAUCAAGAGGUAUCAGGCAAUCUCAGAGUUCAAAAACGAAAAGAUUGGAACUUGUGUAAAGCCUUGCUUGGUGUUCAAUGGUCCCAAAUGGGCCCAAACCGAGGAGCUUCGGCGCCUUCGCAACCUUUUUAUCGACGCCUUCCAAAGGGAGAAGGUUGAGUCAAUUCGUCUUCAGGGCAUUGAGCACGUCAUCAGUUUCACUGUCACCGACGACAUGAACAUCCUCAUGCGCUCCUAUAAGAUAUUGUUAAAGAAAUCUGGCCAAAAGACGCCACGAAUAGAGCUAGAGGAGAUAGGACCCUCUGCUGAUUUUGCUAUUCGCCGCACCAAAAUUGCUAGCGAAGAUCUGUAUAAGCAGGCCCGCAAACAACCGAAGCAACUUAAGGUUGUCAAAAAGAAGAACAUCAGCACCGAUGCCCUGGGCAACACGAAGGGCCGUGUCCAUCUGGGCAAGCAACAAACUGGAUCGAUACAGACUCGUCGCGUGAAGGCACUCCGGAAAACACCCGAGGAGAAGAAAGAAAACCGCCAGCGCAAGAAAGUUGCUCUGAAAGCAGCCGCUGCCGAAGCCAUCGCCGCAUCGCAAUGAAACUAUUCACCUUUCUUUUUAUAGUUAGCAUUAGAUAUAAUAAAUUGGUCCAGAUUAAAGUAGCGUUAAAAACUA